Thlaspi arvense is the source of this 2028-nucleotide messenger RNA. The record is from the annotation of a GenBank genome assembly. Lineage: Eukaryota; Viridiplantae; Streptophyta; Magnoliopsida; Brassicales; Brassicaceae.
AUGCUUCGUUGCAACUUCCUCAUUACUUGGUUCCUUUUCUUCUGUUUCUUCUUUGCCAUUGCUUCUUCUUCCUCCUCAAACCGCACAAAACGCGUGUUUUCUCACCGCGACGCUUAUACUCUUUUGCUGUUCAAAUCCAAAGCUGAUUUAUGGAACAAGCUUGGUUUCUUCAGCAACAGAAGCUCUAAUUUCUGUCAAUGGUGGGGUGUUACGUGUUACAGCAACAAAGUUGUUCGUUUGGUUAUAGAGGAUCUCUAUCUCGGAGGCCAACUCGCUCCUGACUCAGUCAAUAAACUCGAUCAGCUCCGAGUUCUCAGCCUCAAGAACACCUCGCUAAUCGGUCCUUUACCUGAUUUCUCCGGUUUGGUUAAUCUGAAAUCGCUAUUUCUCGAUCAUAACUCCUUCUUCGGUUCGUUUCCUCUCUCGGUUCUCGAGCUUCACAGGUUAAGAACCCUUGAUUUCUCUUUCAACAAACUCACCGGUCCUAUCCCUCCCGGUUUAGUCUCUUCCGACCGGUUGAUUUACCUCCGGCUCGAUUCGAAUCUGUUUAACGGUACAGUACCUGCUCUAAACCAAUCCUCGCUACAUUCUUUCAACGUUUCCGUUAACAACUUAACCGGUCCUGUACCGGUCACCGCCGUUUUGUUACGAUUUGGGAUUUCAUCUUUUCUUAAAAACCCUAAUCUCUGCGGCGAGAUCGUUCACAAGGAAUGCAAUCCGAGGUCCAAGUUUUUCAGUCAAUCUCCGCCGGAGAAGACGGCGGCGCCACCACCGCCUAUGUUGCACGGCCAUAUGGCACACAUCGGAGAGUUGGGGAUAUCCCGGUCGAACCAUGGCAAACAUUCGCGAUUCGCGGUGAUUUUAGGGUUUCUAUUGGCCGCUCUUCUCCUAUUUAUCUCCGUCGGUUGCCUAAUCGCCGCCGUGAAGAGACGGAGAGACAAAAACGAUAAGGAGAGAGGGAAAGAAUCGACGGCGGUUGUUGCAUCCUACGCGGCGGAGACGGCGGAGGUUGCGGCGGCGAUACAGGUGGAGCAAGAGAGUGAGAUAGAGGAGAAGGUGAAGAAGCUACAGGCGGCGAAGAGUGGGAGCUUAGUAUUCUGUGCGGGAGAGGCCCACGUGUAUACGAUGGACCAGCUAAUGACAGCUUCGGCUGAGUUAUUGGGUAGAGGAACUGUGGGGACCACUUAUAAGGUGUUGCUUGACAGCCGUUUGAUCGUGACGGUUAAGAGACUAGACACCAUUAGAUUGGCGGGUGUAGGAAGAGAGAAAUUUGAGCGUCACAUGGAAUCAGUUGGGGCAUUAGGGCAUCCGAAUCUGGUCCCACUAAGGGCUUAUUUCCAGGCAAAGGAAGAGAGGCUGUUAAUCUAUGAUUAUUUGCCAAAUGGCAGCCUCUCGUCGCUCGUCCAUGGUACAAAAUCGUCGAGGGCAAAACCAUUGCAUUGGACUUCUUGCUUAAAGAUAGCAGAAGACGUAGCUCAAGGUCUCUCUUACAUCCACCAAGCAUGGCAGCUUGUUCAUGGGAACCUCAGAUCCUCCAAUGUACUUCUCGGACCAGACUUCGAAGCUUGUAUCGCCGACUACUGUCUCGUCGCUCUUGCAACAAACCCUCCUCUAACAUCAAACGACGGUGAACAAGAAGACGAGGAUGCAAAAGCUUAUAAAGCUCCUGAAGCUCGACACAAGAGCUUGAGUCAUCAAUCGGUUAAAGCCGAUGUUUAUUCGUUCGGGAUUCUUCUUUUGGAGCUUUUGACAGGGAAACAACCUUCGAAGCUUCCGGUUUUUCCUUUAGAUGAGAUGAUCGAAUGGGUUAGGAAAGUGAGAGAGGAAGGUGAGAAGAAUGGGACUUGGAGAGAGGAUAGAGAUAAGUUCGGAAUGUUGACGGAAGUCGCGGUGGCUUGUAGCUCGGCUUCGCCGGAGCAGAGGCCUACGAUGGGGCAAGUGUUGAAGAUGUUGCAAGAGAUUAAAGAAGCGGCUGUGUUGGAAGAGAGUGAACUUGUCAUGGAUUCUACUAAUUCUGGAAGCUCCUAA